CUUUUUUUUCAAACUAGAUAUUUUUUGCCCAUUAAACCUUGGAUAAGAUAUAUAAUCUAUAGUAGGGCACUAAAGAGAACUAGAAAGAUAGAAAGGAAAAACAAAAUAAGAAAAGAAAAAGAAUUGUAUUUGAAGAAAUUCAAGACACGUACAAAAAUAUCGCCUUAAUUGUCACUUCACCCAUAAAAGUCAUCACCUACCACCACAAUACAAUAUGGCCAAGGCUCGUAAAAUAGCUGUAGUGGGGUCAAGAUCCGUUGGGAAAUCUUCCAUGACAGUCCGUUAUGUUGAAGACCAUUUUGUUGAAUCAUACUACCCCACGAUCGAGAAUCAAUUUUCAAAGACCAUAAAUUAUAAGAACCAAGAAUUUGAAGUGGAAAUUCUAGAUACUGCAGGUCAAGAUGAAUUCUCCAUCAUGAAUCAAAAGCAUUUGAUCGGAGUACAUGGAUACUUACUUGUGUAUUCUGUUACUUCGAGACAAUCGUUUGAGCUUAUUGAAGUUAUUCGUGAUAAAAUUUUAAAUUCUAUUGGUGCAGAUACUAUCCCAAUGGUACUUGUAGGAAACAAGAGUGAUUUAAACUAUCAACGACAAGUAGAUGAAGACGAAGGGAAAAAAUUGGCAGCUCUGUUUGGCUGUGCAUUUUUAGAGACUUCAGUGAGAGAUAACGUGAAUAUAAAUCGUACUUUUGAAUAUUUGAUUGAUGAAAUUGAAUCGAUACAGAACCCUACUGUGAAGCAAGAAGAGAAAUGUGUAAUUGUUUAAUUAGAAAACCA
Molecule: messenger RNA, 774 nt
Organism: [Candida] anglica
Lineage: Eukaryota; Fungi; Ascomycota; Pichiomycetes; Serinales; Debaryomycetaceae
Source: the annotation of a GenBank genome assembly